Spinacia oleracea (spinach) is the source of this 1139-nucleotide messenger RNA. RefSeq lists its product as uncharacterized. The record is from RefSeq and is a predicted model, not a curated record. Bases 174 to 1139 code for a protein of 321 amino acids. NCBI's taxonomy places the organism in Eukaryota, Viridiplantae, Streptophyta, Magnoliopsida, Caryophyllales, Amaranthaceae. The transcript has 2 exons. Gene Ontology annotation, molecular function: zinc ion binding.
AUCCUUAAUUCUGUUCUACAUGUACUUGGGUGUUUGUGUUAUGUUUUGACUCCAUUUUACAUGUUUCUACUAUGUUCUGAAUAUGUUUUCAUUGAUUAUGUUGUAAUCUUUAUUAAGUUUUGAAUCUGUUCAGUUCUAAACCUUUCCCCUUACCUAAUUUAUUAUUGUUUCAUAUGUCCAAGGCUAUAUUAAAUGCCGUUGCAGCAGUUCUCCCAAAGGCAGAGCAUAGACACUGUGCGAGGCACAUCUUUGCUCAUUGGCACAAGACUUGGAAAGGUGAUGAGAUGAAGCUUUUAUUCUGGAAAAUUGCCAAGGCUUACAACCUUGCUGACUACAAUGAUGCCUUGGAGGAACUCACACAGUUGAAUGUCGAUGCUGCCACUGCGUUUAAGGGCUACAAACCAGAGGUUUUCUGUAGAGCUUUUCUAGAUACAACAAUGAAGACUGAUGCCAUAACAUCCAACAUAGCUGAAACAUUCAAUGGAUACAUCAUUCAGGCAAGAACCAAACAUCUGAUCUUCAUGUUAGAAGACAUCAGAAACAACUUGAUGCAAAGAUUGGUGGUGAAAAGACAGCAAAUGGAGAAGUCGACAUCAAUCCUUUGUCCAAGAAUACAACAGAAGCUGGAAAAAGAGAAGGCAAAGGCUAGCAACUGUGACGUAAUACCGUCAACGGAUACAUUGUUCAAUGUCAAUUAUUAUCUGGAUCAAUUGGUGGUGGAUUUGGAAGCAAGGACAUGUUCAUGCAGAAAGUGGGACAUGCUUGGCAUUCCAUGUUGUCAUGCCAUUGCGUGUAUCUUUUUCCAAAACAAGGAGGCCGAGGAGUAUGUUGAUAAAUGCUACUGGAGGCAAGAAUACUUAAAUGCAUAUUCAGGUUCAAUUCCACCCAUUGAUGGAGAGAGGUAUUGGCCAAGGAUUGAAUACCACUUGGAUCCUCCUCCCAUCAAAAUAGGGCCAGGCAGACCGAGGAGAAAUAGGAUCAAGGAUCCCUUUGAGAACCCGAAAAAGCCUGGUCACCUAUCGAGGACCGGGAUAGAAAUGACUUGUAGUGUGUGUCAAGUCAAAGGGCAUAAUAAAAGACGAUGUCCUAACAGAGAGAGUGCUGUUGUUGCAGAAGCUUACAGUAGCAGUAGCAGUUAG